AUGGGACUUGGGCCUUUCCGCAGGGCUGGGAUCGUCCAGCAGACAUCUAGAAAAGAUUUUUGUGGGUCCCGGCCUGAUUUAACAGAAGAUCAAGUUCGAUUCAUGUGGUCACAAAUAUUAAUGGGAAUAUUACUUGGUUUAUCACAAACAUCAAAGUCAAAAAAGGAAUUAAUUGAAGAGCGUCGUCGACAAUAUAAACACAAUAUUUAUCAACAAAAUAAAAUAAUUGAAUUUGAGAACACUUUGAUCAAAUGCUCUUUCAUGGUAUACACAUGACAGCUUUUUAUAUCGUAUUGUUAACAAAGCGUUACGUAAGAUGCACCCAGGGCAGCCUUGCAGUGAAAUUUAUUUUUCGACACUUCAUACACCAUUCGAUAGAGAAUUUCGCGGUGAUCACGAAUAUCACUUCCA
Molecule: messenger RNA, 411 nt
Organism: Didymodactylos carnosus
Lineage: Eukaryota; Metazoa; Rotifera; Eurotatoria; Philodinida; Philodinidae
Source: the annotation of a GenBank genome assembly